GAGCAAAAGGCGGAAGUGACGGCGGCGCGGUGCUCGGCCCCGGGAGAAUCAUCUCCCCCUCCCAGCCCGGCGCACACAGGGAGGGCUGUGUUCUGGGGGCCCCGUGUUAACCGGCCCCAGGAAUUUCACCCUGUGCUGCUCCACACUCACCGGUCGCCAUGGCGACUAACAUGCGGAAGGGUGGCGGAUUGAUCGGGCUGGUGAAAGAUGCCUUCCAGCCGCACCACAACAAUCCGACUGCGCAGCCGGGGGCCGUGGACCGGAAGACGGUGGAGAAAUGCUGGAAACUCAUGGAUAAGGUGGUUCGGUUGUGCCAGAAUCAAAGGCUAGCUUUGAAGAAUAGCCCUCCAUACAUUCUAGACCUGCUUCCUGACACUUAUCAACACCUUCGGAGCAUUAUGUCCCGAUAUGAGGGGAAAAUGGAGAUUCUGGGAGAGAACGAAUAUUUCCGUGUUUUCAUGGAAAACCUCUUAAAGAAGACUAAGCAAACAAUAAGCCUGUUUAAAGAGGGCAAGGAACGCAUGUAUGAGGAGAAUUCACAGCCAAGAAGAAACUUGACAAAAUUAUCGCUAAUCUUUAGUCACAUGAUGGCAGAGCUGAAAGCUAUCUUCCCUAAUGGACAGUUCCAAGGAGAUUCAUUUCGAAUCACUAAGGCUGAUGCAGCAGAAUUCUGGCGGAAAGCAUUUGGAGAGAAAACUAUAGUUCCCUGGAAGAUUUUCCGUCUUGCACUGCAUGAUGUUCACCCAAUUUCCUCUGGACUGGAAGCCAUGGCCCUGAAAUCUACAAUUGACCUUACAUGCAAUGAUUACAUCUCUGUGUUUGAGUUUGAUAUCUUCACUCGUCUUUUUCAGCCAUGGUCCUCCCUUCUCAGGAACUGGAAUAGUUUGGCUGUAACGCAUCCUGGAUACAUGGCCUUUCUGACGUAUGAUGAGGUCAAAGCUCGGCUCCAGAAGUUCAUCCACAAGCCAGGGAGUUAUAUUUUUCGUCUGAGCUGCACGCGACUAGGUCAGUGGGCAAUUGGAUAUGUCACAGGCGACGGAAAUAUUUUACAGACCAUCCCACACAACAAACCACUCUUCCAAGCAUUGAUCGAUGGCUUCCGGGAAGGAUUUUAUCUCUUCCCUGAUGGACGCAACCAAAACCCUGAUCUGACAGGCUUGUGUGAGCCCACCCCUCAGGACCACAUAAAAGUCACUCAGGAGCAAUAUGAGCUGUACUGUGAGAUGGGCUCCACCUUCCAGCUCUGCAAGAUCUGUGCUGAGAAUGACAAGGAUGUUAAAAUUGAGCCCUGUGGGCAUCUAAUGUGCACAUCAUGCCUCACCUCCUGGCAGGAAUCUGAGGGGCAGGGCUGUCCUUUCUGUCGCUGUGAAAUCAAAGGAACUGAGCCCAUCGUUGUGGAUCCCUUUGACCCAAGAUGUGGUGCUAUGGCAGAAUUGCUUCGGCAAUGUAUGGAUGGAACCCCUUCGCCUUGUUAUGAUGAUGAUGACGAUGAUAGUGGAACUGACUCUUUCUUUGUGAUGAAAGAACUGGCAGGGUCCAAGGUGGAAAGACCCCCUUCUCCACUGUCUGUCACCCCACAAGCCUCACUCCCCCCUGUGCCUCCCCGUCUAGACUUGCUGCAGCAGAGGACACCUAACCAAUCUGGAGCUUGCAGUCCAGCAACUAGUUCCAAGGCUUCCAGCAGUUCUCACCACAAGGAUAAGCCUUUGCCUGUACCUCCAACUCUGCGAGACCUUCCGCCUCCACCACCCCCAGACAGACCUCAUUCUAUUGCAAGUGAGAGCAGGCCCCAGAGGAGACCUUUACCUUCUACCCCUGCAGAAAAGCCCCUUCUGUUGCCCACUAACCGACCUGGAGAAACCUGGCAUCCACGUGCUGUUCCCAAAGCACCUGCCACUAAUUUGACUCCUGGUGACCCUUGGACUGGUGGAAGAGAGCUGACAAAUCGUCAUUCUCUGCCUUUUACACUGCCUUCACACAUUGAUGAGAGGAGAGACCGACAUGGAAGCACACAAAGCUUGGACAACACAGGCAUAAGUGCAACCACAGAGUUGUUUGGAGGACUAGAUAAUGAUGAUGCCAAAAUGAAGCCAUCCUCAUCUGCAAAUGCCAUUUACUCUUUGGCCACCAGGCCUUUCCCGGUGCCUCCAGUAGGGGAUCAUGUGGACAGUGGAGAUGAGUCUGAAUAUAUGUGUCCUUCAUCAAGGCCCUUGAUCCCUGCUCCAGUAGCAAAAACAGAAGCAAGGAGACCACUAGAGACAGUACCUAGCUUGUGGCCACCAGACCAGCAGACUGAAAGGGAAUCCUAUGAGACCAUGUACAAUAUCCAGUGCCAAGCUACCACUCCAGUUGUUGUGGAGCCCAGCAGGGAAGGAGCAGAAACUAAUUCUGCAAUAGCUAACAAUGGACCAGAGGAUGAUGACAAUGAGGAUGAUGGAUAUGACAUACCGAAGCCCCAUUUGCCCAUGGCUAUUGCUCGCCGCACCCUCUCUGAUGCCCCUAAUGCCACACCUGCCUUCUGCCCUGGAACCAUUAGCAGGGACUCCGGAGCAGGGCUUCCGGAGUCUUCUCAGGUUCCUGAGCGCCCCCCAAAACCUUUUCCAAGGAGGAUGAACUCUGAACGCAGGCCAGUUGUUGGUGGAGGUUUUGGGGAUGCUCCUCCUGCACCACUAUCCAGCGAGAUUGAAAGCUUGCUGAGUCAAGGUUACUCCCAACAGGACGUGAACAAAGCCUUGCUUAUAGCCCGCAACAAUAUUGAAAUGGCCCGUAACAUCCUGCGUGAAUUUGUGGCCAUCCCUUCACCGGCUCAUGUUGCCACAUAGCAGCUGUGGAACUUGGACACUCCAGCCCUGGGUGGGAAAGGGGAGGAGAGCAAGAAGAGUAUACCUCCAUCUCCUGGGCUUUUAAGCAUCAUGGGAGCAACUGUGGGACCAGUAUGGGUAGGUGUGGGUACAAUGGUAUUAAGAGGAGUGAUGUGCCCAUAGUCUCCUUGCUGGAAACAUACAGGGUAAGGGCGUCAGCCUGCUCAAUAACUAGCAGCAUUACAAAUAAUAUGACUCAUGGCCAUAUGAGCACUCCAUUUUGGAAUGAUCAGAUCCCCAUCUCACCCUAAUUUUCAGGUACGUUGGGCUCGCAUGGCUCUGUUUAAUGUUUUUCACACAUUAAACGUUCUGCCAGUUAAAAUAGAUUGAUGGAUUGCCCACCAAUGAGUUGAGGGAGAUCAGACGGUUAUAUAUAUUGUCAUUCACUGUAAUGUUGAACAACCCUUUUCACAAUUGAAUGGGUUUAUUGGCACCUUUCUGCAGAAACGGAGGGACCUCACUCAUCGAAUGAAACUGCCUUAGGGCGAGGAACCUUUUAUCACACACGAAUGGGUGCUUUUGAUCCUAUUAAAUGGCAUUAUUCAAAAUGA
Molecule: messenger RNA, 3412 nt
Organism: Xenopus laevis (African clawed frog)
Lineage: Eukaryota; Metazoa; Chordata; Amphibia; Anura; Pipidae
Gene: cbl.L
Product: Cbl proto-oncogene, E3 ubiquitin protein ligase L homeolog
Exons: 16
Coding region: 159-2822 (887 amino acids)
Biological process (GO): regulation of signaling; protein ubiquitination; signal transduction
Cellular component (GO): cytoplasm; membrane raft; plasma membrane
Molecular function (GO): SH3 domain binding; ubiquitin-protein transferase activity; calcium ion binding
Source: RefSeq, a predicted model, not a curated record